AUGGCAAACGUUGUGAGUGAUCUCAGUCAUGACAAAGAAGCUAUUGUGCUUUACUUCUUCUGUCGAUACGACAUUCCAGAGAGCUUGAAUCACCGGACAAUUCUCGGCAGUCUAGCCAGGCAGUAUCUAACCUGCUUUCCUAUCGGCAGUGAUGUUUUUGCAGAUGAUUUAUUGGUACCUCAACUAGGAGUCGAGGACUUUGUCCACGUCCUGAGACUGGGUUCAAUGAAGUACAAACAGAAAUACAUAAUCGUGGAUGGCCUCGACGAUUGCAGUACAGAGGAACGUCGAAUCGUUCUAAGCCAGCUCAGAGAGAUCCAGCCAUCAUCGAAGUGGCACCUGGGAGUUUCAGCCCAACUUUCAGCCGAUCAAUUCAUUAAGACCCGACUUGAUCCCAUGUGGAAUAUAAUACUUCCCAACGAGAAUCCAGACAUUGGAUUCUUCAUCGAUUUGGAGAUUCAAGCUCGACUCAAAAACGGUCGUUUAGCCGUUGAAGAUCCUGGUUUGAUCCAAGACAUCAAAGCAGCUCUCAUCGAAGGGGCAAAUGGAAUCUCGCGGCUUUCAGGGACUCUGACUGGUGUCGACUCCAUUCUAUUCGAGCCCUAA
Messenger RNA from Colletotrichum tamarilloi, 606 nucleotides. RefSeq lists its product as uncharacterized. The record is from RefSeq and is a predicted model, not a curated record. NCBI's taxonomy places the organism in Eukaryota, Fungi, Ascomycota, Sordariomycetes, Glomerellales, Glomerellaceae. Bases 1 to 606 code for a protein of 201 amino acids. The transcript is spliced from 2 exons.